CGCACUCACGACAUUUCCGCCCCAAAAGCCUUAGCAAUGACCUCGUGAGCAAACCUGCGCACGGGGAUCUGAGCAGCUUAGUUUCAACUUCACCAUAGCAUUCGUGUGAGCUAGCUUUAGCAGGCUACGCUAAUAUUAGCCAGGCGAACAGGUAUCUGUUGGUCAGUCAGGAAUGGGUGACAUGAAGACCCCAGAUUUUGAUGACCUGUUGGCAGCAUUCGACAUUCCUGAUAUUGAUGCGAAAGUGGCAAUUCAACCCGAGUCAGGGGAUCCCGAGGCGAAUCACAGUGAAGCCAGUGGAAGCGGUACCAAGGAGCGAAGCGGUGGUUCAAAUCAAAGACCUUCAGAAAUCUGUGAAACGUCUCAUGACCCCUCUGUAGUUAGUGUCAUUGUGAAGAACAGCAUUUGUGCUGAUGUGUAUGAAAACAGGAGGGAUGAGGUAGAAAGCCCCACAAGACAAGGAAAUGAUGUUCUGGAUGAGGCUGACAGAAGUAGAGCUGGAGGCCAGCUGUCUCCUCAGGUUGCGCACAGCCUGAUGCCGAUGGACCCACUCAUCCACAAUGGAUUCAAGACAGUUCCAGGAGAAGUCAGUGAACACUCCCUGCUUUCCAGUCAAUCACAAAUGCAACCCAAAGGUCAUCUCUGGUCCCCUUGUUCUCCUAAAAUAGCCAGAGAAGGCGAUGAGAGCAAUCAGAGUGAUGGUCCUUCCAACCCCUCCGACAACUUUUCAUCUCACAUGCCGUUACCCGCCUCAUCUUCUUCAAUCUCUUGUGCAAAUUUCAUCGGCUUGCCGCCUCCCCAAACAGAUGGAGAUGAACAUUCUGCGUCUGCCUUCGCUCCUCAAACUCAACCUGUAAACAGCAGCUCAAGGACCAACCUUCAUCAAGCAUUAUCUGAAGAUGAAGAAUCAGAACCAGACCUCGGAAGCCCUCCGCUCAUGAUUCAGGAAAGUCCAGAGAUACAGAUGUCCUCGCCUCUUAGAUUUCCAGGCAGACAUGGGGCAUCUGGAGAGCUUCAGCUUCCUCCACUUUCCUCUCCAUCUUUGCCUAUAAGUAACACUCAAACUGGAGAGACCACUUCUGCUUCUCCACACCCAACUCCCCCUAUGUCCCAUCAGACACCCUCACAGAGCAACAGCAACUCUGAAAAAAUAUCCAUACCAGACGAAUAUCCAGAGCAUAUUAUCGAAGAGCGAGACUCUCCAGAGAGCCCUGAGCCAGAAAUGCCAGCAUGUCCUCAGUGGAAAAGCUCAUCAUCAACCUCUGCACAGGAGCUAGAACAGAAAGAACCUGUGCACGACAAAACUGCAGAUGUGCCCGAUAAAGAGGAGCCUAUGGAGGAUGCAAGGAACGAACAGGAUCACAGUAAAUGCGAGAAUGACAAAGCUGAGAAAGAAAAAAUGGUGGGACCAGAAGAAGAGCCCUCAGUCCAAGUCUCGGUAGCAUCUGCCAAAACCAAACCGGUCUCCUCUACAGCACCUUCCAGACCUCUUAAAGUUCGAAUCAAAACAGUUAAAUCCCCUACUGGCAACAUUACACGCACUGUUACCAGAGUAGCUGCUAAAGGACCUGCAGUAGGCAUCUCCAAGGGUCCUGAUGGGUCUAAAGUUGCAGUUGGAGGUCGUAAAGGGGUCAGCAGACCUAAGAGACCCGCGGCAGCCAUGUCGGGUCCACAUCCGAGCUCUAAAAAUACAAUGCUUCCAGUGUCAACCUUACACGAUGCCAGUUCAGCAAUGCUGUUUGCAGCCAGCAAGGUGCAGAAAGUGACCUCUGGGGUCACCAAGACAUCGACUUCACCAUCUGUUUCUGCUUCAUCCCCGUCCUCAUCUGCCAUCAAUAUUUGCUCGAUUGGUCAGAAAACAGUGGCUGGACCUUCCUCUAAGCCGGCAUCCAUUGUAAACAGUCCCGGAGCGGUGAUCUCUCGUAGCCAGUCGAGUCUGGUGGAGGCUUUCAACAAGAUUCUCAACAGUAAAAACCUGCUACCCAACUACCAGCCGGAUCUUUCCGCCAUGCCUCGUCCUGAGUGGGGCCUCGGCGUGCCUGCUUCAGGUUACCGCUGCCUGGAGUGCGGGGACGCGUUCGCUUUGGAGCGCAGCCUGGCCCGCCAUUAUGACCGGCGCUCCUUGAGAAUCGAGGUGACGUGUAACCUCUGCACGAAGCGGCUGGCCUUCUUCAACAAGUGCAGCCUGCUUUUGCACGCCCGCGAGCACAAGGAGAAAGGACUGGUCAUGCAGUGCUCCCACCUUGUCAUGAGACCCGUCAGUAUGGAUCAGAUGAUUGGACAACAGGAUACUGUACCUAUAGGUAUGCUGUCAUCAUCACUGCUGGCCUCCCCUUCCUUGACUGGGUCCUUUGAUCAUUGGUGCCCAGAGUGCAAGAAUUCAUUUGGCUCAACAGAAGAAGUAGCUGCACACUUCCAGGAAUCGGAUCCGGGGGGAAUAGAUACAUGCUGUAUGCAGUGCUCUCCUCCAAUGCCCCUGUGGAAUGCCUGCAGCGCUGCUGCCCACCAGCGACUUCACCAAAAGCUCCACCCUUUCGUCUGCCCCGAGUGUGGGCUCGGUUGCCAGUCACAACGUCUUAACACGCACGUGCGCCGAGUCUGCCUACAUUACACGCGGCAGCUGGGAUACAGGUGUCCUUGUUGUCAGCUGGUGUUUGGAGGUGUGAAUAGUCUGAAUGCAGUGAAGAAUCACAUGCACACGGCUCAUUCUGAAGUCUUCCAUAAAUGCCCCUCGUGCCCCAUGGCCUUUAAAUCUGCUUCCAGUGCUGAUACUCACUGCACCACCCAGCAUCCUCAGCUCUCAGAGAAAGCCAAGCAGUCCAAGGAGAUCUAUAAAUGCGUGCUGUGCCGGACCGUUUUCACCCAAAAAGCCCUGCUGAACGUCCAUUUUGACUCCCAUCUAGUGACGCAGAAGGUCAACGUGUUUAAAUGUCCGGAUUGCCACAAGCUGUUUACACAGAGGACAUCCCUCGUGGAACACGUGAAGGCUUCACACAGGAAGUCAGCAGCUCAUCUGGUUCAGAAAGGUUCGGUGAAGAUGGAGAGCUCAGAUGGGGAGGAGUGGAGAAAAGAGGAAGAUGAGGAUGGAGAUGGAUAUCCAAGAGAGAAAGAGCGCUCUGUUGCUCCGAAGUUUCAGAGCUGGAGCUGCUCGGAGUGUCAGACGAGCUACACAGACAAAGAGAGCUACAUCACUCACAUGGCCAAACAGCACCGAAAGGACCUGAAGAACUUCCCCUGCACUCUGUGUGAAGGCUCGUUCUCUUCGUCCUCAAGUUUGAGACGCCAUUUCCGGGUCAAACACAAAGGCAUCAAGAGGUCAUUCUACUGCCAGUUGUGUACCGGGAGCAAGAAGAGUUUCAGCAGUAAGCUGGUCCUAGAAAAACAUAUGCAAAUUCAUCAUGGAGGACAACGAGCAGCAAACAGUCAAAAACAGGCGAGUUCACGCUUCGACGCUGCCGAUAGCUCCUCUGAACAAGACGGAGCCCUCACAGCUGCGACUGCAGAAGAAAACAAUAACACCGAUCGCUUGAGAGCGCCUCGAAAAAGCAGGGGAGGAUCCGCUCAGGAGCAGGACCCCGAGGCUUUCCGUUGCGCGCCGUGCGGCUUCAUUUCCAAAGACAAGGAGGAGUUCCUUCACCAUAUCCAAAUUCAUCGUGGCGAAGGGGACAAGGGUGUGCAGUGUCAGCAGUGUGGGGCGUGCUUCGCCUCCGGCUCCUCCCUCGCCCGCCAUCGCUUCAUCAGCCAUCGAGUACGAGAUGGCGACGGAGACGACCAGCGCGAGAACACGAGCCACUGCGCCGCCGACGGGGCUGAGUCUCCCGGCUCACCGACUCUGGCUGAGGAUGGGGACGGCAGGCUGUGCUGCAAAGUGUGCGGACGGCACUUCAGCAAAGCCGCCGACCUGAACACACAUUUCCGUACUCACGGCAUGGCUUUCAUCAACGCCUACAAAGCCGAGAAGCCGGCCUGAGAAAUAGAGAAUGGUAAUGAUGUCUGAAGCUCCAAUUCAAAAUGUGAAGAUAAUGUGCCUUAAUCACUCGCAUUCACAUGUGAAAUAAUGCGCUUAUUGCUUAGGUAUUCUUCCUGCUUGAACUUUGUCAUGGGUUUGUAUCGUUACAACCUAGAAAAAUCUAUCAUGACGUGUUAUGAAUGUGUGUGGGGGGGAGGGGGGAGUUCUCAAGUUUUAUGGGCUACUAAUUAUACAGUCACAUUUGUUUUUUUUUUCUUUUUCAAACUAAUAAAUAUGCACGUAUUUAAUACACUA
Silurus meridionalis is the source of this 4264-nucleotide messenger RNA. It is a transcript of the gene znf687a, whose product is annotated as zinc finger protein 687a. NCBI's taxonomy places the organism in Eukaryota, Metazoa, Chordata, Actinopteri, Siluriformes, Siluridae. The transcript is spliced from 11 exons. The record is from RefSeq and is a predicted model, not a curated record. Bases 173 to 3970 code for a protein of 1265 amino acids.